This is a messenger RNA of Pecten maximus, 4201 nucleotides long. Its product is annotated as mucin-5AC-like. The transcript has 18 exons. Lineage: Eukaryota; Metazoa; Mollusca; Bivalvia; Pectinida; Pectinidae. The record is from RefSeq and is a predicted model, not a curated record. Gene Ontology annotation, molecular function: zinc ion binding. The coding region runs from base 94 to 4062 and encodes 1322 amino acids.
GAUUCGAAAACGAGGCAUCGCGCCAUCAGCAUCAGUUUGAUUUUAGUUAUCCGUCAUGUAAUUCGUUAGCAGGCAUUCUGUGAAAGAUAAGGCAUGGCAGAUCCCCCACUCUCUCUACUAGAGAAUUCCUUGAAGCAGCAACUGAUCCCCAUCUUUGCCAACCUGAGUGAGGAAAUAAUAGACAUUUGUGUCCGUGAUCCCAGUAAUCUCUCCAACCUCCAGUUGUGUAUUGACGAUCUGCUGGAACUGCGUACUUAUACACGACAUCUGGCCAAAGUCACCACCAAUUCCUCGGACAGCUGGAGACCAGAUCCAGUAGUGGUUGACUCCGAUGAUGAUGGUGACCUUGUUAGUGCUCUUCUUACUGCAGAGAGUGACGAAGUACAUAUCACUCAGCAAUUUCCUGCUACUCGCAGACUGGACACAGAUUGUCUUGUGACAGGUGUUGAUACAUCAAGUAAAAAAAAGAACUCUGUGAAAAUUCGUGAGGCAACAUUUAAGUGUACUUCUGAUGAAAAAAUACAAACCAGUUUCUCUUCCCCUCGGAAAGUUAGUUUAUUGGACGAUGUUGACUUUGACAAUGAUCUCCCACGAUUUUCUCCUUUAAGUAAAACGAAAUCAAAACCUCCAUCUAUCCACAAACCGUCACCUGUUAAUGACAUACUCUCCUCAGGAGCCAAAACCUGUUCUUCCAUCCUCAACACAGGACAUACAGCUGUCGUGCAGCAGUGGUGCCAAAGCCCAAAACAAGCUCUGUUCACUUCCCCAAACAAAUGUGACGCGAGACCAGCAUCACUUAUAGAUGAUGAUUCCUUUAACUCCACAAAAAACAAAAGUGAUGAUACUGUGGCUAAUAACGAUCAGAGAUGUAAAUCUGCAGGGAUACUUUCACCAGCUAAGCUAAAGCUGCCUUCACCUCAAAUGAAGCAGAAAUCCGAUGUCUUGAACUCCCACAAGUACAGAUUCAACCCUGAUUCGUUUCAGCCAAGCUCCAUCCCUGUUAUUCGUUCUCCUAUUUUCAACCCUGAUAGGAAUGGAACAAUAUCACAAACUGGUACAUCAAACAGUUCACAUGGCAUGUUACCUAUCAACAAUGUUCCACCAGUUACAACAACCUGUACAUCUCCACAAGCAAUGCCAAAAAAAAUCAAAUUUAAGAAAUCUCUCGUCCUCCCUGGUGACCAGUUACCAGCUACCACAAUAACUGCAGGAGAAUCCGACAGACUUCAAGCUUCUUCAUCUAAUACAGGUACACAAGAUUAUUCUACACCAUCUCCUGUAUUUCAUUUCAAAAAUCAAAAAGAGUCUGCGACCACAGUUAAUAAAAUGGAAAAAACAGGAGAUAUCGCUCCUCCUGUAUGUGGUAACAUUGCCCAAUGUAGAACACUCCAAAUCCCGCAUACUUUUUCAACGUCAGACAGACACCAGAGUAAUACAACAAAAACUUUGUUUACUGAGGGAUCACAGAUUAACGGGUUAUUAGCUGCAAAACCAAAUUUAGAUAUGCCACAAUCUCAGAAUACGAAAGAAAUACAGACCACAACAAAUGUGUCACCAGGUGCCUGUAAUUGGCUUCAAACACAGCGAUCUACAGAUGAUAACGAGGUACAUUCCAAAAUAUCACAGAAAACGAAACCUGGGACAAUAAACUGCCUUCAUCCCCAGACGUCAAAUUCAUUACAGAUUCCCACCAGUGGAUCACAGGGUGGAACUUCAAAUAAAUGGCCGUCACCUCUGUCAACCAAUAGCUUAUCACAAUCUUCAACUUAUAACAAGCAUCAGGCAGUGUCUCAAAGACCUCUUAUUUCAACUGCCAAUGGGCCACUGGCCACAAAUUCAUCUGUGGGACCCUCUGCAGGGUCUAAAAGCCCACGUGUUGCAUCAACUGGGAAUCAACCAAACUAUUCUAGCAUGCCACAAAGUUCACAUAAUGCAUCUUUGACCAGGCCACAGUCCGUGCUGAAUAAACAAGAAACUGUCCUUAAUUAUGCUACAACAACGGAGGCACCAACAACAGCUCCACUAUUGGUGACAGCAAAACCAUCCACAACAAAGAUGCCAUCAGCUACAACAAAGAUGCCGUCAGCAUUAGAUACAUUAUCGAGUACAAUACCCCAGACUUCUAACAAAUACAUUGUGGCCUCAUCAUCUGGGAGUAGAAAAACUACAUCAGAUAAAAAGUCUCCAUCUUCUACUGCAUUAACAGAAGGAAAUAUAUCUGAUAAAUCAAAGACAGCACAUCUUGCAUCAUUAGCAAGAGCACGUCGAGCUUCAAAGGCUGUAACGGUGCCAAACAACAUUCCAACUUCUGUAACGGUGCCAAACAACGUUCCACCUCCUGUAACGGUGCCAAACAACAUUCCAACUUCUGUACCCAAACUUAUUGACCAGACUUCUCUACCUGGACACCAAAGAGCUACUACUGAUGUGACAAAUCAAAAAACAGAUCCACGACCUGUCCAAGCAAGAACUGAUAUACAAACCGGUAGUGUGACAAACCCAGGGAAUGCAGAGAAGCUCCAUCCCAGUACAGAGAUUCCAGCUCCUAAAUCAAGGACGGACUGCUUAAUAGAUGAUGUGCUAGCGCUGUUUGCCGAGGCUGACCCAGCCUAUGUGAGGAGAAUGGUGGAAACGGAGAUUCUAACCCAGCGGCCCAACCAUGAGAUUGUCAACAAUCUCUGUAACCUGCUGCUCGAGAACCAUACUUACCCCCGGGCUAAACCCUCAGCCACGGCAACCAGCACAGAAAUUAUCAGUACACAGGUAAUUGAUGAUGUCGACUAUUAUGAGAAUUACAAGAAGAACGAGAGAAGGGCUAAUGUAUACUAUGGCCAGACAGAGAAGCUGCUCAUGCAUCAGUUUAUUUGGAUAUCAGCACAGUCUGUACAGUGUGUGUUGCGCUGGUAUGAUGGACAUUAUGCUCCAACACACAGGGUUCUCAGUCAGGUGAUGAAACAAAGGAAGGACGAUAUCAAAAAGGACAAAGGAGAUGUUCAGUAUCAUCUGAAAAUGCAGUCCUUACAUAGUGGAGCUACCAUCAAUAUCACUGUCUCUCUCAAUGGUAAGGAGCAUCCAUUUACAGUAAAAAUGCUGAAGAACUGGCGCAGGACUUCACCUCCAGCUUUAGUUGGUCUCGAUCCAUACCUUCAAAGUGAAAUCGACUUCAUCAAAAGAAAACAGUUGGACGAAUUUGAGGAAGCAGACCACCAGCUGGCGCUGAUGUUAAAUGAGACAGAAUAUGAGGAAAGUGGACAGCUGAUUGAGUGUGGUUGCUGUUACGGUGAAGUGCCAUUUGAAAACAUGAUACAGUGUUAUGAAGGGCACCUUUUCUGUGAGGACUGUCUACAACGAUAUGCAAAGGAGGCAGUGUUUGGUGCUGGAAAGGCUGACCUAAAAUGUAUGACGGAGGGUUGUGAUGCCUCGUAUCCUGUUGCUCAAUUAAAUAAAGCUCUUCCUAGCAAUAUUUUGAGCAAGUAUGAAGACCGUGUUCAGGAAGAGAACCUCAACCUGGCUGACCUUGCCGACCUUGUCAGGUGUCCUCAGUGUGAUUUUGCUGCUGUGUUAGACCCAGGCUACCCAGUGUUUCAGUGUGCCAAUCCAGCUUGUAGGAAGGAGACAUGUCGCCAUUGUCAGGAGCCCUGGGCUGACCACAUUGGAAAGACUUGUGAGCAGGUAGAAAAGAAGGAUGAGGUGAAACUGCGUGUACAGUUUGAGGAAAAGAUGACCAUGGCGAAGAUACGAACCUGUGUCAAAUGUAAAGCUAAAUUCACUAAAUCAGAAGGCUGUAAUAAGAUGACCUGUCGUUGUGGCUCUAAGAUGUGUUACAUAUGUCGGAAGCCGAACAUUGACUACAAUCAUUUCUGUCAGCAUGUCCGAGAACCAGGCAAAGGUUGUGAUAAGUGUAAUGCCUGUUUUCUGUGGAGUACAGGAGAGGAGGAUGACAAAAGGGCUAUAGAAGAAAUACGGAAGGAAGCAGAGGAAGCUAGGAAAGCACAAGGUUAUGGAGACAACAAGUUGAUAGGAGCUCCUGAUGAACCUCCAAAAAAGAAAGUCAGAGUUUGAUCAACAUAAUGCUGAAAGUGCAUGAGCCGACAAACGUACAAUCUGUAUGAUUAUCAACAGCCAAAGAACAUUUGUUGAGUGACAGAGACUUCAGAGUUUGAUAACCGACAAACAGAAACUUUGGAAUGUAAGAGCAACA